Eleginops maclovinus (Patagonian blennie) is the source of this 5966-nucleotide messenger RNA. Its product is annotated as gamma-aminobutyric acid receptor subunit rho-2-like. Gene Ontology annotation, biological process: regulation of membrane potential; nervous system process; signal transduction. The record is from RefSeq and is a predicted model, not a curated record. Lineage: Eukaryota; Metazoa; Chordata; Actinopteri; Perciformes; Eleginopidae. Gene Ontology annotation, molecular function: GABA-A receptor activity; chloride channel activity; extracellular ligand-gated monoatomic ion channel activity. Gene Ontology annotation, cellular component: neuron projection; plasma membrane; GABA-A receptor complex. Bases 119 to 1534 code for a protein of 471 amino acids. The transcript has 9 exons.
UCCGACCCGCACUCUCUCCUCCUGCCCCUGACACGAAGAUGGUACCGUGCACAGAGCUUCCUACACGUGAACCGAAGGCGUCACUCACCAACUCGCUGCGGGACUUUUGAAAUCCACCAUGCCGUGCUACGCCAGGAUUCUCUUCAUAGUUGUAUGUCUGAUCCUGCUCGGGGAGUGCAGGAAACACAGGAGUCGGAGAAAGCGCUGGUCCGCGCCGGCGGAGAAUCACAAGCCCGGCACUCCCUUGUCCAAGAAGGUUGCUGACGGAACCAAAUCCCGAAAGCUGAAGACCAGCCAUCUCCUGCGCAUAGACGAACAUGACUUCACCAUGAGGCCGGCAUUUGCAGGUCCAGCUGUCCCUGUUGGAGUGGAUGUCCAGGUGGAGAGCUUGGACAGCAUAUCAGAGGUGGACAUGGACUUCACCAUGACCCUGUAUCUGAGGCACUACUGGAAGGACGAGAGGCUGGCCUUCCCCAGCACCACCAACAAGAGCAUGACCUUUGACGGGCGCCUGGUGAAGAAGAUCUGGGUGCCUGAUGUGUUCUUCGUCCACUCCAAGAGGUCCUUCAUCCACGACACCACCACUGACAACAUCAUGCUGCGGGUGUUCCCUGACGGUCACGUCCUGUACAGCCUGAGGGUAACAGUGACUGCUGCGUGCAACAUGGAUUUCAGUCGCUUCCCCUUGGACUCGCAGACAUGCACGCUGGAGCUGGAGAGCUAUGCUUACACAGAUGAAGACCUGAUGCUGUACUGGAAAAGCGGCGAUGAGUCUCUGAGCACCGACGACAGGAUCUCUCUGUCUCAGUUCCUCAUCCAGAAGUUCCACACGACUUCCAGACUGGCUUUCUACAGCAGCACAGGCUGGUACAACCGUCUGUACAUCAACUUCACCCUGCGCCGCCACAUCUUCUUCUUCCUGCUGCAGACCUACUUCCCUGCCACUCUGAUGGUCAUGCUGUCCUGGGUGUCCUUCUGGAUCGACCGUAGGGCUGUCCCUGCCAGGGUCUCAUUAGGUAUAACCACGGUGCUCACCAUGUCCACCAUCAUCACUGGAGUCAACGCCUCCAUGCCCAGGGUGUCCUACAUCAAAGCUGUGGACAUUUACCUCUGGGUCAGUUUCGUCUUCGUCUUCCUGUCAGUGCUUGAAUACGCUGCUGUCAACUACCUUACGACGGUGAGGGACGGGAAAGACCGUAAGCUCAGAGAAAAAGCCAGGGAACAGUCUCAGAACCUCCCCUGCACCUGUGGCAUGUCCCACGGCAGGACCAUGAUGCUGGACGGAACUUACAGCGAGGCGGACGCCAACAGCCUGGCAGGGUACACACGGGGCUCCAUGGCGCCUGAUGAUGCGUCGGAAAAACCAGAGCGAAUAGUGGUGCAUCUCUCACUGGACAACGAGCCCACAGAGACCAAGAAGAAGAAGGGCUUCCGGAUUAUUCAGAACACCCACGCCAUCGAUACCUACUCUCGCAUGAUCUUCCCCGGCGCAUACAUCCUAUUUAACCUGAUCUACUGGUGUGUGUACUGCUGAAUGUCUGCAUUUAACCCUAAACUGACGCAGUGAAAGAAACCACUCCGAAUGCUAGCGUUGACUUUAGAAGACAGAUUCAGUUGUUUCCAUUCUGCGUGUUCAGAUGGAUGAACUAGUUUGGCAGUGAGGCUUGAGAAUAUCAGAGACUUCUGGGUGUGAAUAUCUCCAACUCUUAGAUCAACGCUGACCUGGCCCAACUCAUUUUUACACCAAUUAUACCUUGUGGGGCUGGUUGCACAAGUUGCCACCUUAACCAGUCUAAUGAAAGUUUUACGAAAAUAAAUCAAUGCAAAUGUUGCAUUACUUUUUGCCGUGGUUAUGAUUAUGGUAAAGUACUUCAAAAUAAAUAAGAAAUCGUUGUUAGUUGUUAAACAGAAAAACGUCAGCAGGACUGUAAAACCGUGCAAUGUGAACUGUACAUCACAUCAUGUGGAUUUAAGCAGGAAAGUCUGCUUCAAUUUAUUAUGGUUUCUAUUGAUCUUUAGAGCUCCAUCUAUCCAUCCAUCUUCUCCCGCUUAUCCGUCAGGGUCGCGGAGGUAACAGCUCCAGCAGAGAGCCCCAAACUUCUCUUUCCCUGGCCACAUCAACCAGUUCUGAUUGGGGAAUUCUAAGGCGCUCCCAGGCCAGCGAAGAGAUAUAAUCCCUUAGCCCACCAAACUUCAGACCCCCUCCCCCACGACUACACCUCAAAAUCCUGUCCAUGAAUAUCACAAACAAGAUUGGUGACAAAGCGCAGCCCUGGCAGAGGCCAACCCUCACCACAAAUCGGUCCGACGUGCUACCGAGGACCCAGACACAGCUCUCGCUUUGGGAGUACAGAGAUUGGAUGGCCCUGAGUAGAGACCCCCUCCCCCCAUACUCCCGCAGUAUCUCCCUGUGAACCCGGUCAUACGCCUUAUCCAAAUAUACAAAACACAUGUACACCGGAUGAGCAUACUCCCAGGCCCCCUCCAGGAACCUUGCGAGACUAAAAAGCUGGUCUGUCGUUCCACAACCAGGACGAAAUCCGCAUUGUUCCUCUUCAAACUGAGGUUCGACAAUCGACUGGACCCUCCUUUCCAGCACCUUAGAGUAAACUUUCCUGGGGAGGCUGAGUAAUGUGAUGCCUCUGUAAUUGGCACACACCCUCUGAUCCCCCUUUUUAAAAAGAGGAACCACCACCCCGGUCUGCCACUCCUUCGGUACUGUUUCCGACUUCCACGCAAUGUUGAUGAGACGUGUCAACACCAAGAGCCUUCAGCAUUUCUGGGCGGAUCUCAUCCACCCCGGGGCUUUGCCACUGUGGAGCUGUUUAACUACCACAGUGACUUCCCCCCGUGAAAUCGGAGUUGAUCACCCUUCAUACUCCAGCUCCGCCUCUAACAUAGAGGGCGGAGUUGUCGGGUUCAGGAGUUCCUCAAAGUGCUCCUUCCACCGCCCUAACACCCUAUCAGUUGAGUUCAACAGCGUCCCAUCCUUACUGUACACAGCUUGGAUGGUUCCCUGCUUCCCCCUCCUGAGGUGUCGGACGGUUUUCCAGAACAACUUUGGUGCCGACUGAAAGUCCUUCUCCAUGGCUUCUCCGAACUUCGCCCACACCCGCUGCUUUGCCUCGGCCACGGCUGAGGAUGCUGCCCUUCGGGCCUGUCGAUACCUUGCAACUGCGUCAGGAGUACCCACGUACACUUAUGAGCAUCCUUAUGUUCGAACAUGGUGUUUGUUAUGGCCAAUCCAUGACUAGCACAGAAGUCCAGUAACAAACCACCACUCCAGUUCAGAUCGUGGGGGCCGCUCCUCCCAAUCACGCCCCUCCAAGUGUCUCCAUCAUUGCCCACGUGUGCGUUGAAGUCUCCCAGCAAGACUAAGGAGUCCCCUUUGGGAGCCCCAUACAGGACUCUUUUCAGGGUCUCCAAGAAGGCCGAAUACUCUGAACUGCUGUUUGGUGCAUAAGCACACACAACAGUCAAGAGUUUUCCCCCCCCAUGACCCGCAGGUGUAGGGAGGCGACCCUCUCGUCCACUGGUGUAAACUCCAACACAGCGGCACUCAACCGGGGGCUUGUGAGUAUCCCCACACCCGCUCGGCGCCUCACACCUUGGGCAACUCCGGAGAAGUAUAGAGUCCAACCCCUAUCAAGAAGUAAGGUUCCAGAGCCGACGCUGUGUGGAGAGGUGAGCCCCACCAGAUCCAACUGGUAAUGCUCCACCUCCCGUGGGCUGCUUUAGAGCUGCCCAUCAAAUAUCAUGAUGUUUUAAACAAGCUGAUUUAAGGGAUGUUAUUUCUGUACAGCUGCGUACAUAGCACCCUCUUGGGCUACCAUUUCCGGCUGCCUUUAUGUCACUGGUCAUGAUUUUAUAUAUUUGAGGUCCUUAUUCUUAAUCUGGCAACAGAAGUCAGGGUGAGUAAUUGUUCCUUCAAUGGGGGGAAAAUAUCUGGUAUGAUAAAGUCACCAGAUCUAUGUAUUUCAUUUGUUAAAUACAUUGGAGAAUUGUUUGAUAAGUAAAGGUCUAGGACAAGGCUAAAGAUGAACUUUAAAGCAAGCUUAAAAGCACAAACAAGCACAUUUUGUCAUCCUAUAAACAUUGUCCAAUUUGAUUUGUACACCCACAGCAGGUCCUGAGCAAUAUUAGCAAAUAUGUGUUUGUAGGCCAACAAAAACUAUAGUAAAGCGCCAAAAUCUCUGGUCAAGUCUCCAUUGACUCCUGAGAAAACUUGCUGUGUUUUGAAAUGUCAUGUGUCGGUGGGAAUAAAGGCCAUUCGCACCGACCGUUGAGAUUAUUAGGAGAGAUUUGCACAACUGAAGAAUUUUUGAAGUUAGACUGUUUGAUCUGAGCCAGUCAAAUCUUUGUAGAACCAGCCCCCGUCCAGACUUCAAAUACCACUCUCCUAUCUGAAGAUGUUCAUGAUGAAACUGUCAAAAAUAAUAAGAGCAGAUAAUUUGUCUGCUUUGCCUCUGUAACCUCUGGAUCUGACUGAGUCACACCACUAAAUGUGACGAGAGCAGAUGGCUAAUGAGGCAGUGAGUGAGCUAAAUACCACGCUCCUACUACAGUGAUCACAUUUCAAUGAAAGUGACAGUAAUGCGACUGCACUGUGUGAAACAUGGACUACUGUUGGCAUUUCCAGACUGAACAAUCCCAUAAAGCCAGGACUUCGCAGGAUGUUGCUACAGCAGGAGUUUUAAAGCACCACACAACUGUUGCUGAGAAUCUUAUGUAUUUAUGCAUUUACAGCUUGUUGGUCUGCUUGUUUUCUUUAAUUUGAUAUUUAUUUAUUUAUUUAUUUAAGUCAGUGCAGCAUUAGAUCCAUGUGCUAUUAUACCUGAAGUUUGCAAAGAUGCAGGAAUCAGGGUUUGCAUGCAUGCUACAGAUGUGGAAAACCGUAUGUAUAUUUCUUCGGAAUGACUUAAAAAAAAAAACAGGGAAAGCUUUAACAGUGAUGUAACCAACUUGAAGCGCCUUAAAUUAACAUUUUUUAUACAUCAACAUGGUUUAAUGGCUGUAAUCUUGUUUUUUUAAUGUGUUUGUUUGAGUACUUGCAUAGUUGAGACUGCAUAUUGACUGCAUACUUAUUUUGGGGUUUAAUCAUGUGGGGAAAUAGUAAGCUUGAAGCUAUUGCUAGGCUAGCAAUGCAGUGAUGUUCUGCAAUUUCAGUAUUUCAAAGGCAGAUUUUACCUUCAAAAAUAUCACUUUCUUAAAGAUAUGGUUCGACAUGUUGGGAGUUUUCACUUUACUGAGAGUUAGAUGAGAAGAUGUGUUUUAAACUCAUAUCAUUAGCUUAGCUUAGCAUAAAGGCUAGAAGCCAUCAACAACUCUAAAGCGCAUUACUUACCAUGUUUGAUCUUAUUGUAUUUCUAUCAAACAGAGAUGUAGGAAGAAACUUAGGAAAAGACAAACGUUAUUUAGCUUGAUAUUGUGUUAAUAUGCCACUGCUGUUUGAUAUGGAGGUAACUUAGAUAUUUUUUACCCAUUUCAAUGAGUCAGGAGCAUGCAGACAUAAGGGAGGACAGCACCAGACCUUUUGGAUUAAACUAACACAUGUGAGGUGAUUCACAGGCGGGAACCAGGAUAGGUUUCUCCCAGUCUUUAUGCUAAACUAAUUUAAUCACCUCUAAGCUCUAGCUCCACAGUUCUUCCACAGAUUCGGUGGCAUUGAUCUUUCAUCUAGCUCUCGGUCAGAAGUGAAAAGUCACAUUGGGCGAAAUGUCUAAACAAAGUUGUCGACCCGAUUCAUUUUCAGUAACUAUCAUUCUAUUUGCUUAAUGGCAGCAACCAUUCGCCACAGCUAUUGUGAUUUUUAUAUCUUUAUUUUAAUGGUGCAUAUCAUUUUGGAAUGAAACUCUCAUAACAGCAUAUUACUUGAUUUCUCCAUGCAAAACCAAAAAAAGAAAGACGAGCACGCCUGCACAUCCGUUAGCUUCCAAACCAACAUCACUUCUAUCUUUAUUUUCAGA